UGCGAUGGAAGGAAAGGAUGCGGAGGCUGCACACAGCCCUGGGUUUGCAGGCAUGUGGAAGUUGUUGAAAUAGGUAAAGGGUUGAAAUUGGCAUUUGGAAAAUGGUGGCUAUUUUUUUAGUUACUUAUACCACAGAUGAAUAUAGGGAAAAGCUGGGCCACAAAGAAUUUUUCGUGUUUUGCAGUUUGCUGACAGCAGAAGGUAAAACGUGUCCUUGAAGAUAUACAAUUUUACAUAAACAGCUGAUGUUUACAUAAGCCUAGAUAAGUUUGUGAAAAACGCAGAUAGCAAAAGAUGCGAUGUUAGCUGAACUCCGCUAUCCUGCUCUCCGUCCGUGCAAUAAUUUAUCAAUUUUUUGUAUUGUUGCAGUGUAAGAACAAAGUGAACAGCUGCACCUUCACCAAAGCAACCACCUGCGUUCCUCUUCUCCUCUGGAAUGGACAAUGGGAUGGUCUCUGACUUUAUCAUGAUCAAAAACUUCUUCCUCUUCUGCGUUUCCAUGAGUUUAGCCAGCCACUUCGGCUUUUCACAAACGCCAACACCAUCAGUAAAAGAGGAGGCCAAUGAUAACAUCACUAUAUUCACCAGGAUCCUGGACGGUCUGCUGGACGGCUACGACAACAGGCUGCGCCCGGGACUGGGAGAGAGAAUAACUCAGGUGAAAACAGACAUCUAUGUUACCAGUUUUGGCCCUGUGUCAGACACAGAAAUGGAAUACACCAUUGACGUUUUUUUCCGACAAAGCUGGAAAGAUGAAAGGCUUCGAUUCAAAGGACCUAUGCAACGCCUCCCUCUUAACAACUUGCUUGCCAGCAAGAUUUGGACCCCAGACACUUUUUUCCACAAUGGCAAGAAGUCUAUUGCUCACAACAUGACAACCCCAAACAAACUUCUGCGCCUGGAGGAUGAUGGCACUCUGCUGUAUACCAUGAGAUUGACCAUCUCUGCUGAAUGUCCCAUGCAGCUUGAAGAUUUCCCCAUGGAUGCACAUGCUUGCCCAUUAAAAUUUGGAAGCUAUGCUUAUCCCAAUUCUGAAGUCAUCUAUGUGUGGACUAACAGCACCACAACGUCUGUGGUGGUGGCUGAAGAUGGCUCACGACUUAACCAGUACCACCUGAUGGGACAAACCGUGGGCACAGAAAACAUCAGUACCAGUACAGGUGAAUAUACUAUUAUGACAGCCCAUUUUCAUCUGAAAAGAAAAAUCGGUUAUUUUGUCAUCCAAACGUACCUUCCUUGCAUUAUGACUGUGAUCUUAUCACAAGUGUCGUUUUGGCUAAACAGAGAAUCUGUCCCUGCUAGAACUGUCUUUGGAGUAACAACAGUCCUCACCAUGACCACCUUAAGUAUCAGUGCCCGUAACUCUUUGCCAAAAGUGGCCUACGCUACUGCAAUGGACUGGUUUAUAGCUGUUUGCUAUGCCUUUGUAUUUUCGGCAUUGAUUGAAUUUGCAACAGUAAACUAUUUCACCAAGAGGAGUUGGGCAUGGGAUGGCAAAAAAGCGCAGGAAGCUGCAAAAAUCAAGAAAAAAGAGCGCAACUUGCUGGGAAAUAAACCAACUAAUACCUACAGCACCGGGAAGAUGACUCCUGCACCAAACAUGCCAAAGGACUCAGCCCCAUCUGUCAUCUCAAACACUACAUCUGCUCCAGUGAAGCCUGCAGAAGAAAAGCCUGCAGAAAGCAAAAAGACUUACAACAGCAUCAGUAAGAUUGACAAAAUGUCCAGGAUAAUUUUUCCAGUGCUGUUUGGAACUUUUAACUUAGUUUACUGGGCCACAUAUUUGAAUAGGGAGCCUGUUAUUAAAGGUGCCAAUUCUCCAAAAUAAACUGAAGUACUCUGGAGCCACAUGUGAGCCAUACUUACAAAGCAGAUGCUACCAAGGAAAAUUUGAAAUCCAGAUGACUUUCUACGUUUGGGCAAUAUUCUUCAGGAAGUUUUUUGCAUGUUUAAUAAUAUGUACAAAUAAUAUUGCCUUGAUUGUUUCUACAUGUAACCUCAGAUGUUUUGGAGACGAUUAUAUUACUUACAGCAACGGAUCUUUAUAAAAGAUCAGAAGACAUUGAACAUGGCUUCUUUGCUGCUGAGUAUCUUGCAUUGAUAGUUUACAAAUAAAAUAAGUUAUAUUUUUUAACUGUUCAAGUGUACUACAUAUCGUGGUUUUUAUACUUCAGAUGUACAGUCAUACAAAUAUGGGCUUAACCUAUAUUUUACAGAAGAGCUCCACUAUUGUCAUCGGAUAAGUUACUGAGUAACGCCAGUUGUAAAUGUGCCAAAUUAUUAAGUGUAGGGCUAUGUUUGAGCACCUUUACUAGUUACAGGUAGUGCAUUACUCCACAGUCAAAACCGCUCGGCCCAAUUUUCAUUGGAAGUUUAAUACAAUGCAGUAAAUCCUAAUGGGAACUGUGGUGAUUUUCACUGCUUGAGACUGUAGUUUGCAGUGAAAUAACAUAGGGAGCAGGAUGCUACUUAUGUAAAUAAAGAUGACAGAAUCUUGCCCUUAAAUGAAAAUGCGAAGUUUGUUUGGAUUUUGCAUUCCAAGGAAUUCUCUCUAAUGAUUCUUGGUAUUUAUUCCAAAAAUAAAGAAUUAUAUUGCAUGAAAUUAACAUAGAUUAGGAACAUACUUGUGCAAAUAAAA
Messenger RNA from Sturnus vulgaris (Common starling), 2638 nucleotides. RefSeq names its product gamma-aminobutyric acid type A receptor subunit alpha5 (gene GABRA5). Gene Ontology annotation, cellular component: membrane. Gene Ontology annotation, molecular function: GABA-A receptor activity; extracellular ligand-gated monoatomic ion channel activity. NCBI's taxonomy places the organism in Eukaryota, Metazoa, Chordata, Aves, Passeriformes, Sturnidae. The record is from RefSeq and is a predicted model, not a curated record. Gene Ontology annotation, biological process: chloride transport; gamma-aminobutyric acid signaling pathway; monoatomic ion transmembrane transport.